UAUAAAGCCGCGGAGACCUCAGCGCUGUGAAGCAGUGCGUCACGACCACCCCGAACCUCAGACCGCCUCUCACAGCGGGAAGAGUCCGAGCCGAGACCGAAGACCGGAGUAUGCGCGCUCUCUGCGCCGGGCACGCGCCUUCUCUCUGAAAGAGCCGCCUCUUUAUCGGUGCUGUGUUGUGGCGCUUGGUCUUUCGGGAGCUUGGCAGCUGCAGCGGGGCUGACGGCGCGCGGUGGACGGGUCAGCUUCACCUCAGAGGACAGCUCGAGCUUCUCUCAGCCAGCAUGAAAGCAGCAGAAGAAGAUGCAUACAACUACACACCAAAUGUCACCCUGUCCCUCCCACUGAGCACCUGCCUACCCACCCAGUACCACAACCUGCAGACCAGCCCCUCCAUCUCUGUCUCCAUCAGCCAGCCGCCCUCCUUCUCCCCCCAUGAAGACAUGGCCUCGGUGGGAUACUACCAGUCCUCUGGCUCCGGCCCCAAUGGAGCCCCAGCUCUAGAGAGCCCCCGCAUUGAGAUCACGGCCUACAGCCAGUUCCCUGAGGACGAGGUGGAGGAGAGCAGUUUGCCGGUGGCCAAGAGGGUCAACUCCAUCGUGACCUUAACAUUGCCCAGUGCUGAUGGUUAUCGUGACCCCAGCUGCCUGAGCCCAGCUAGCAGCGUUUCGUCUCGAAGCUGCCAGUCAGAGGCCUCUUCGUACGAGUCGGGCUACUCGCCACAAAACUCUCCCUGGCAGUCUCCUUGUGUUUCGCCCAAAGGAUCUAACUCACUCUUGUCCAGCACGAUCGGGACCUCCCCCCGCCACUCGCCCUCCGGAUCCCCCCGCACCAGCGUGACCGAUGAGAGUUGGAUGGGCUCUCGUGGCUCGCGUUCAAACUCCCCCUGUGGUGGCAAGCGGAAGUACAGCUUUAACAGCAGCGCUGCACACAAGUACCAUCCGUACUCUCCAAACCAUUCACCAGGUCCGUCACCGCAAACCUCACCUCGACUCAGCGUGACUGAAGACACUUGGCUGCCCACCAACCAGUACACCAAUUCUGCCAUUGUGGCUGCCAUUAAUGCCCUCAGUACAGAUGGAAUGGCAGAAGUCGGGGAGGGAAUCCCACUCAAGACCAGAAAAACUAGCCUGGAACACAGUGCUUCGAUGAACCUCAAGAUCGAGCCUGGAGGGGAGGAGAUUGGCUCUGUGGAGCUCUGCCACGAGGAUUACUCCGCUUCACGACUGCCGUAUAAGAAGGAGAGCUAUGCUGGCUUUUUGGAUGUACCUCAGCAUCCAUAUUGGUCAAAACCAAAGCCAUAUAUCAGCUCGUCCUUGCCUGCUCUUGACUGGCAGCUUCCCUCCAGUUCUGGGCCGUACAGCCUGCAGAUUGAGGUUCAGCCUAAAUCUCACCAUCGUGCCCACUACGAGACAGAAGGGAGCCGAGGGGCCGUGAAGGCGCUCGCCGGAGGACAUCCUGUGGUGCAGCUGCACGGCUACAUGGAGAGCGAGCCACUCACCCUGCAGCUGUUCAUCGGCACGGCGGACGACCGUCUCCUGCGUCCACACGCUUUCUACCAGGUCCACCGCAUCACCGGCAAGACUGUGUCCACACCCAGCCACGAGAUCAUGCAGACCAACACCAAAGUGCUAGAGAUUCCACUCCUGCCAGAGAGCAACAUGAGGGCCAUAAUUGACUGCGCUGGAAUCCUCAAACUGCGUAACUCGGACAUCGAGCUGAGGAAAGGUGAGACGGACAUCGGUCGGAAGAACACGCGCGUCAGGAUGGUGUUCCGCGUUCACAUUAACCAGCCCAAUGGCAGGAUGGUGUCCCUGCAGGUGGCGUCCAACCCCAUUGAGUGCUCCCAGCGCUCUGCACAGGAGCUGCCUCUGGUGGACAGACAGAGUGUGGAGAGCUGUCCAGCCUCAGGAAGAGAGAGGAUGGUCCUCAGUGGACAUAACUUCCAGCCCGAUUCCAAGGUGGUGUUUGUGGAGAAAGCACAAGAUGGUCAUCAUAUAUGGGAGAUGGAAGCCAAGGUUGACAAGGAUGCCUUUAAACCAACGACCUUACUUGUGGAGAUUCCACCUUACCGAAACCAAAGAAUAUCCAGCCCGGUUCAGGUGAACUUCUACAUAUGCAAUGGCAAAAGGAAGAGGAGCCAGUACCAGCGGUUCAACUACCUACCCCCUAAUGUUCCCACCAUAAAGACGGAGCCCCAUGAUGACUAUGACCUCCCUCACGUGUGCGCUCAGCAGCAUCCCUCCAGCCUCACCUUGCCCUCCAAGCAGUACUACGCUCAGCAAGCCCUGCCUUCGGAUCACAGGGCCAGCGUUACGGCCGUCUAUGCGGUCAGCCCUCCGAGACUUGCGGCCAAACCUUCGUCCCUGUCCUGCUCUUCUUCCUCCCCCAGCACCAGCCCCAAGAUGCAGGAUCUCUCCCCCACACACUUCGUCCCCCAGUGCCUCUCCACAGGUGCCAACCCUGGGCCAGUCGUCAUCCCUCACGUCUCCGCCAUCCAGCCCACGCCGGGCCGCUAUCAGCAGGCCGUCCUCUACCCAUCAGGUAGCGCCUCCUCUUCUCCAGGCUCUCAUCCCUCGACCCCAAGCUCUGCUCCUGAGCUCGUCUUCAACUCCAGCCAAGGUCUGGCCCCCUCGCCAGUGUCCAGCGAGACACCGACGCUGCCAAAAGCACCAGCAAGGAGUGGAUCUUCUCCGCUUUUGCAAGACGAGGGAGCUCCUCCAAUGCUGGCUGUGAGCAUCAAGCAGGAGCCCCAGGAACUGGAUCAAAUGUACCUAGAUGACGUCAAUGAAAUCAUAAGGAACGACCUCUCCAGCAUCUCCGUCCACAGCCACGCAUAGCAGCGGACGAGCGAGGGAAAUGGACACCGCAGAAGAAAUGGACUUUUGAAGCUUUUCUAGCCGAACAAAACAUCUGCAUAGCCUGACUGCAGUAUAACCAUCUGUACAGUGGAGCGAGUUACAGAGCUGCCGCAAAGCAAUCACAACUGACCGACUGAAUGACAAUCAACACCAAAUAGCAAAAUACUGCCAAUGUGUAUGAAUUCAUGGACCAAGCCUGUGCAUUGCUCUCUCAUUGUUUUUCCUCCUGAGCUCAAGUAGCUCUUUAAAUUAUUACCUAAAGUGCAAUUUUGUCAUAUUUCUUUUUUCAUAAUGUUUGCAUAUAUGCCAAGAAGCCUUAAAUCCAGUGGUCCUGACAGCUUUUUGAUAAUAAUUAGGCCUGAAUCGUCAUUCCAUUGCUUCUAUUGUUUCUGGUCUUGUCCAGCUUUGAGGAAACGUUUAACUGGAAUCGCGUCAUUCGUGUAGAUUUACAGCAGAAUCGUAUUUAUUCUCUCUCCCUGAGCUGGAAUCAACUGAACACCUUUCAGGACAGCGUGUAUGGCAGUGGUUCUGAUGCAGUAGCAGUCAUUUUAUCUCAAAGGUAGUCGGACUAUGAACUAUGGAACGGACAGGGUAGCAUUUCGGGUGGCUUUAAAGUCAAAGCUUUAGUGUUUUUCAUAUUUAGGCUAAUUUUGAGCUGCAAUAAAGCUGUGCACAGUGCCUUUGCCUUUGCACCCUUUUCGCUCACCAUACAGUGCCUUAUGCGCAUUAUGAGCAUGGUUGUUUUCUUUUUUUUUUGUCUAUUUUGCUGAUUUUGCAUGUUGGCGGAACUUUGUAUAAUCGUUCUCUCUCUUUCGACGACAGGAAAACAUUUCUUUGGCCGCGUCCUUUUUGUUUCCUGACACUCAGUAUUGUUAGUUUUCAUGCCAUUGUGUCAUAUUGUAGGUUAUUAUUAGCUCAUGUAUGCACUUUACUUUGUACUCAUCUUUUUUGUGUUUAUUUUGUUUGUUGUUGUUUUUUUUAACAGCAAUAGAAAAAAAAACAAGGAUCUUGUUUUUUCGCACCAGCAACUCAUAUUUACCAAAGCUUCUCACAUAAAAAUAGCAAAAUAUUCGCAAUAAACACGUAUGUCAUUGGUUCAGAUCACUUUACUGUGUGGCAAUGGCAAGACAUAUUUUUUUGUAAAUACUUUACUGUUUUAUUAUGGGAUGUAUAAAAUGUCCUGAAUGAGCACUUACAGGAUUUUCAGGCCAUCGUUGUCAAAAUAAAGUCGUAAUUGUUCUUUUUCUUCCCGAAUCAAAUGAAUUUUAAAUUAAAAUAUGAUCAGUGGACUUUUCCCAUCGUCAGCUAUGAACAAUGAACUCUACUGAAUGCAUUGCCUGUAUAAAAUGGGCCUGAAUCACUGAAGUCAAACCGUUUUAAAAGCUGAUGUGUGAUAUUUUGUGUUAUAUAGGAAACUGGAUUUUUAUUUAAAUAUUUGGCAUGAAAUUUACUAUAAAUACUGUAAUAUACUAUAAACUGAAACAUACUAUAACCAA
Pygocentrus nattereri (red-bellied piranha) is the source of this 4357-nucleotide messenger RNA. It is a transcript of the gene nfatc1, whose product is annotated as nuclear factor of activated T cells 1. Lineage: Eukaryota; Metazoa; Chordata; Actinopteri; Characiformes; Serrasalmidae. The transcript is spliced from 10 exons. The record is from RefSeq and is a predicted model, not a curated record. Gene Ontology annotation, molecular function: DNA-binding transcription factor activity, RNA polymerase II-specific; RNA polymerase II cis-regulatory region sequence-specific DNA binding; transcription factor binding. Bases 285 to 2840 code for a protein of 851 amino acids. Gene Ontology annotation, biological process: regulation of transcription by RNA polymerase II; calcineurin-NFAT signaling cascade; cytokine production. Gene Ontology annotation, cellular component: transcription regulator complex.